GCAGUGGCACAACCUACCCCUGUUCCACUACCCCCAUCCACUCAGACAGACUCCACUGAGACAGCACAACAAACAUCCACCCCAACCCAGGAAGCCCAGCAAGAGGAUCAGAGCACCCUGACCAACCAACCAGAAGACAUCCAAAUGUCUGACUAUGAAGACAACUCCCAGAAACCCCUCUAUGAUAAAGGUAGCCCUUUCCUGGUAGAAGGGACCCCUGAUACUGAAGAUACAGACACAAAUGCUAACACUAAAUCCCAAGCUGGCACAUCGCAUCUUGGAAAAAGGCCAUAUGAAAGCUCCCCGCAAAGUUCCCAAAGCCAAUCAAGACUCUCUA
Messenger RNA from Paraglomus brasilianum, 337 nucleotides. Lineage: Eukaryota; Fungi; Glomeromycota; Glomeromycetes; Paraglomerales; Paraglomeraceae. The record is from the annotation of a GenBank genome assembly.